Messenger RNA from Xenia sp. Carnegie-2017, 1631 nucleotides. Its product is annotated as transmembrane protein 199-like. NCBI's taxonomy places the organism in Eukaryota, Metazoa, Cnidaria, Anthozoa, Malacalcyonacea, Xeniidae. Gene Ontology annotation, cellular component: endomembrane system. The coding region runs from base 656 to 1309 and encodes 217 amino acids. The transcript has 6 exons. The record is from RefSeq and is a predicted model, not a curated record. Gene Ontology annotation, biological process: vacuolar proton-transporting V-type ATPase complex assembly.
GCUUCUGUUCAAAACUUUAUAACCUGUAUAGAAAAAAAGGGAAGGAUAAUUAUCUAUAAAUUUUUCUUGCUGUCUCGACGACGAGUAAUGAAAGUUUCAUCAUGUUUUUGCCAACCACACAAGGACACUAACAUCACGAGUUUUAAAAUGACGAAUUAUUGAAAUAAUUAUUGAAAUUGACGAAUAAAAGCUCCCAUGCAAGAACAACUUAGAGAUAACGACUGAUAAAAUGACAACUUAUAUGUAUUGAAGACUUUUAAAUAAUCUUUCUACUAUGAAAACAUAGACAAAAAUGUAGAAAUGAAGGUAGACCUAAAGGCUAACACGAUAAUGUACAAUGUUGCUCAACUGUGUGGAGUAAAAAUUCUCGGAAGAUGAUUCACAAAGUGUUGAAAUGAAAAGUUUUUUGUAGCGUUUCCCACCUAUACUGACUAAUAAAAGUGACACAUUUGUUUUGGCUUUUAUGUUACAUUCCAAAUGUGAUAGAAAUAGAAGAUAAAAUUCACUUGUGCUGAUUCUGAUGAGUAAAUUUGCAUAUUAUCCGUCUAAUGCUUGAGUGUCGUAUGGAGCUCGGGCAAAGCCGUGUCAUGCCGUGAUACUUGAAGUAUUUUGUAAAAAAAUAUGGUUGAAUUGGGACGAUGGUAUGUUGAAAUAGAUGGUAAAAAUUUGCAGAAAUAUAAAGAUUAUAAAGCAAAAGAAUUCGAUGCCAGUCAAAGUGAUAUUAACAAAUCGUAUACUAGAUGCGAUUGAAGCAGUAUUUCAACUAGAUGGAGUUUCAAACGAGUUUAAAAACCAACUUCAAGGAUGGAGACAAAUACAGGGAAACUUGAAAACAGACGAGAAAGAAAGCAAUGAUACUUUGUCCAUCCCAUUUUCAAUUGUCAAACAGCUUUAUGAAACACUAAAAAAUGCUGGAAAAAAGUUUUAUUUACACAAAUUAUUAGAGGAAAGCGGUUUAUAUUACGAAAGAAAUUCUCCACCAGAAAAGAGUCCAGAAUUGAUAAAAAGACUACAGGAACUUCAAGCUGAACAAAAUAAUCUUCGAUACAAAGCAAUGGUGAAAAAUGUUGAUAAAGAGUUAAGUUAUAGAGAUAAGGAGACCCUUGGAUUUGAAGUCCGCUCAACAAGUAGGCAAUUGUCAAGUGUGAUGAAUUUUGUGUUGUCUGUUGGUGGAACAUUUACUUUUGGCUUCAUGUGCUCUCAAUAUGCAUUUACAACCAUUGGCUUGAGAAUAAUGUUUGGUAUUAUAUUGGCAAGUGUUGUUGCGCUUGCAGAACUGUAUUUCAUGGCAAAAGGGUCAGAAUUUUAGUUUUAUUGAUCUAUAACAUUUUUCAUCUAAAUUAUUAUCAUGUUCACAUCAAUUCAAUAAUGUGAAUCAUUGAGUAAAAUCUAUGUCUUUUAUACACUAAAAAGCACAAAUAUUUUGUGUUGUUUUUCAUUUUUAAUUUAGUGCUCUGAAAUGUAUUUGCACACAAAAUUACAUACUGAGUUGAUUGACCAUUUGUAUGAAAAUAAAGAUGUAAUUUAGAGUAAAACAUUUAGGAAUAGCUACAACGUACUAUGAAGUUAAAUCAAUUUACUUGCAGACAAGUUGGAAUAUAAAGGUAUAUUUUGAUCAGCUUACAACCAAA